Messenger RNA from Amphibalanus amphitrite, 1007 nucleotides. RefSeq names its product leukocyte surface antigen CD53-like. The transcript has 6 exons. Lineage: Eukaryota; Metazoa; Arthropoda; Thecostraca; Balanomorpha; Balanidae. Bases 83 to 928 code for a protein of 281 amino acids. Gene Ontology annotation, cellular component: membrane. The record is from RefSeq and is a predicted model, not a curated record.
AGAGUGAAGAAUCGAUGGCCUCUGUGCCAAAACCUAAACAAUUAUAGAUACUUAUCAUACAGCUCCCGGAAUGUGACGACAAAUGGCGAGUCUGCUCUCCUGCGCCUCCCAGUCGUUCCUUCUGUUCUUCAUCUUCAUAUACUGGGCGUCCGGCUGUGCCCUCCUGCUGCUCGGCACGGCCCUUCUGGUGGACAGCAGUCGGCAGCUGCUGUUCUUCCUGGUCAACAUCGAGGAUGGACAGCUACUGCUGCCCACCUUCAGAUUGUUGUGCGUCGGCCUGGUUCUAAUCGGUACGUUCAAACUUCUGGUCGGCCUGCUCGGCUGUCUCGGAGCCGUCAAACAGGAUUACUGCAUAGUCGCAUUUUAUUUCUGUUUCGUGGCGAUCACGAUGUGCUCGGAGAUCACGGUGGGCGCGUUCAGUCACGUGCACCAGCAGCGAACGGACGCGGCGCUGGCGCACACUCUGGGCAGGAAGCUGGCCAAGUAUUACGGCGUGCCCGACCGCGGACAGGAGACCAUGGCCAUCGACUUCGCACAGUACAAGUUUCAGUGCUGUGGCGUGCAGUCACCCUCCGACUACAACUACUCACGGUGGCGUGUGGAGGAACUGGGCGGCGCCGAGCUGCGCGUACCGCUCACCUGCUGCACGCUGCGGGAAGACGCGCCGCAGCCGUACCGUAACCCGCACCCCCGCGACCCGGAGAUGUGUCAGAAGAGGGACCCGCUGCAGCAUCACAGCCAGAGGCACACGCAGGGUUGUCUGCAGGGGAUAGCGCGGUGGCUGGACCGAGAGUCGACUGUGCUGACAUCUGUCGGCGUGGCCACCGGCUGCGUGGACCUCAUCUGCGCCGUCAUCACCCUGUGCUGGUGUCGGCAGAUCAGCGCCAACAGAGCAGUGAAGCGGGAAGCCUGGGAACUAACGCUUUGAUAUAGAUGUCGCGGCUGGUGGUUGACGUCCAAUGCUGUUUCUUGCGUGAUUUAUUUGCUAAAAUAAACAACUUCUUGGG